This is a messenger RNA of Danio rerio (zebrafish), 1481 nucleotides long. It is a transcript of the gene thg1l, whose product is annotated as tRNA-histidine guanylyltransferase 1-like. NCBI's taxonomy places the organism in Eukaryota, Metazoa, Chordata, Actinopteri, Cypriniformes, Danionidae. Gene Ontology annotation, biological process: tRNA 5'-end processing; tRNA modification; tRNA processing. The record is from RefSeq and is marked validated. Gene Ontology annotation, molecular function: tRNA guanylyltransferase activity; magnesium ion binding.
AAUACAACACUGUUCGCUCGCAUGUGAGUUUUGACACAGCAUGCUUCCUGUUGAGAUGUAAAUAUUUUGUAAACAUUAUAACCUUGAAUUUUCAGUAACAUUACGCGUUUUAAGAUUUACAGAUAACUACAAUUUCACGCUCUUUCGGAGAAUUAUCAAACGCUAUUUCGAAAGAUGAAAGCUGGCUUGUUGUCAGUUAACCAGUUAUCCCUCACAAAUAUUCAGAAUCAACAUCAUGAAUUAAGUUAAACCAAUUAAAGAAUUCGUUUUUGUCCGAUAUACUUAUGCUGAGGCCGUUACUGGAAAACUUUGAGAGACUUAGAAGAAACAAGACAGUCUUAUGUCUGAAAUUCAGCACAUCAUCUGUCAUGGCCAAGAGCAAGUUUGAGUACGUGAGAAACUUUGAGCUUGACGACACAUGUUUGAGAAACUGCUACAUUGUGGUUCGGCUGGAUGGACGCAACUUCCACAAGUUUUCAGAUCAGCACAACUUCACUAAACCCAAUGAUGACAGAGCUCUGGGUCUGAUGAGCCGCAGUGCUUGUUCGGUCAUGGAGGAGCUGGACGACAUCACUAUAGCCUAUGGACAAAGUGACGAGUUCAGCUUUGUCUUCAAAAGAUCAACCAAUUGGUUUAAAAGAAGGGCAAGUAAACUGAUGACCCACGUGACUUCCCAGUUCUCGUCCAGCUUUGUUUUCUACUGGAAGGAGUACUUCGGGGAGCAGCCGCUGCUCUACCCACCCAGCUUUGAUGGCAGGGUUGUGCUGUAUCCCAGCAACCGUAACGUAAGAGACUAUCUGAGCUGGAGGCAAGCAGAUUGUCACAUUAACAAUCUGUAUAACACUGCGUUUUGGACGCUGGUGCAAAAAGGUGGACUGACCACAACACAGGCUGAGGAGAGACUCAAUGGAACACUAGCAACGGAUAAGAAUGAGAUCUUAUUUUCCGAGUUCAAUAUCAAUUACAAUAACGAGUCCUCUGUGUAUAAAAAAGGCACAACUUUAAUAUGGGAAAAGGUGAAUGAAACCACAACAAAACAGAUCAAGCGGCCGAAUGAGGAAGAGACAGAAGUUACUGUAACGCGGACCAGAAAGAAGGUUACAAGUCAUUCCUGCGAUGUGAUCGGAGAUCAGUUCUGGGACGAACAUCCAGACAUUUUAGAAAGUGAACAAUGUUGAUCACACACCAUUACAUUUUUUAUUUGGUAUUAAAUAAUAGCCAUAAUAAAAUAGAAACAAAUGUAAGUUUUAUAAGUAUUGUCUUUGUUGGAGGAAGUGAUGGGGGAUGUGGCCACGUUGAUUCCUGGUGGAGAUAAGGAAUGACACAGGGAUCUUGUUCUUUCCUGCAGGGAUGAGCAUCUGUUUUUACCUCACCCCCACUGUUUCCUCUCUGUUUGAGGAGGACUUUAAGUUUUUCUUUGUUCUCUGAUCGAUUUUUUUGAGUUUUGCACACAUAAAAAAAAAAUAAAAUGUGAGAUUUAA